Messenger RNA from Morone saxatilis (striped sea-bass), 3435 nucleotides. RefSeq names its product sodium-dependent neutral amino acid transporter B(0)AT1-like. The record is from RefSeq and is a predicted model, not a curated record. Gene Ontology annotation, cellular component: membrane. Lineage: Eukaryota; Metazoa; Chordata; Actinopteri; Moronidae. Gene Ontology annotation, biological process: sodium ion transmembrane transport.
CCAUGAGACUGGUACUCCCUAACCCAGGACUGGAUCUCCGGAUCCCUAAUCAUGAGGAUCUGGAGAGGAUGGAGAAGGAGGAGGCCGGGGACAGGCCCAAGUGGGACAACAAAGCCCAAUACAUCCUAACCUGUGUGGGCUUCUGCAUUGGGCUUGGUAACGUCUGGAGAUUCCCUUACCUGUGUCAAAGUCAUGGAGGAGGUGCCUUUUUGAUCCCCUACUUGAUCCUGCUGGUGCUGGAAGGAAUGCCCCUCCUGUUGCUGGAGUUUGCCAUCGGCCAGCGUCUUAGGAAAGGCAGCGUGGGAGUGUGGAGGGCCAUCAACCCUUAUCUGACUGGUAUUGGUAUAGCCUCCCUCCUGGUGUCAUUUUUGGUUGGACUGUACUACAACACCUUAAUAGCCUGGAUCAUCUGGUAUCUCUUCAAUUCCUUUCAAAGCCCGCUGCCUUGGGCCCAGUGUCCUCUCAAUGACAACGGGACAGGAUAUGUAUCAGAGUGUCAACGGAGUUCCACUGUGGAUUACUACUUUUAUCGAGUGACUCUGAACAGUUCAACCUCUAUAGCUGACUCUGGAGGAAUCCACUGGCCUAUAGUACUCUGCCUGUUAGUUGCCUGGACUGUCGUCGCUAUUUGCUGCAUAAGGGGCAUCAGCACUUCGGGCAAGGCAGUAUAUGUCACAGCCAUCCUGCCUUACAUAGUGCUGGGCAUCUUCCUUAUCCGAGGACUGACUCUUAAAGGCGCCCUGAGUGGAAUAAAGUUCCUGUUCACACCAGACGUUGAUGAGUUGAUUAAUCCAACUACCUGGCUGGAUGCAGGUGCUCAGGUCUUUUAUGCCUUUGGUUUGGCAUGGGGAGGCCUCAUCUCCUUCUCAAGCUACAACCCUGUUCACAACAACUGCAUGCAGGAUGCUGUGAUCCUGUCAGUCGUAACUGGCCUUACCUCGGUCUACGCUGCCGCAGUCACCUACUCCAUCAUUGGCUUCAGGGCCACAGAGAAAUAUGAUAACUGUCUCAGCGAUAACAUCAUGACAUUAUUAAAUGCAUUUGACCUUCCUGAAGAUCACUGCGGGCAACUACGAGGCAGCUUUAACCAUCUCAACAGCUCCUACCCUAAUAUUGUUCCUGGAUUGGACAUCAAAACCUGCGACAUGCAGAAACUUUCAGGAGUGGAGGGCAACAGGCCUGGCUUCAUUGUAUUUAACAGAAGCCAUCCCAAGAUGCCGGGUUCUCCAAUCUGGUGUCUCUUUUUCGUCAUGCUUCUCUGCUUGGAACUCUCAAACCUGUUUGGCAACAUUGAAGGNNNNGUGGUCCCACUGAAAGACCUCAAUGUAUUUCCUAAAAAAUGGCCUCAUGAAGCCCUGACUGGAAUAACAUGUGUUGUCGCCUUCAUCAUCUGCCUCCUGUUCACCCAGCACUCAGGGAUUUAUUGGGUAACUCUUUUUGACACCUUCGCCGGAUCUGUUCCACUUCUGACCAUUGGAUUGUUUGAGAUGAUAGCUGUUGUUUACGUCUACGGCAUAGACAGGUUCAAUGCGGACUUCGAGUUCAUGGUCGGACGUAAGCCCUCCAUCUUCUGGCAGGUUUCAUGGAGGUUCAUCAGUCCUCUAAUCGUUCUGGUCAUUUUAGUUUUCUACCUGGUGACACAAGCCCAAAAAGAGCUCACAUAUUUAGUCUGGGAUCCCAACUCUGAGAAGUUCCCGUCUCUGGUGUCAGUAACCUAUCCUUCAUGGAUCUACGUGAUCAUCUUUCUUUUGGCAGGAAUCCCCAGUCUAGCAGUUCCUCUGUAUGCAUUAUGUAGGCUGGUCUUUGUUUGCUGUAAGAAAAAAAUAGUACCAAGACAAAACAUUAGUGACUAAAAAAUUUGCCUGAUGUGCUAAACUGUUUACUGAUGCUUUAUUGAUGCACUUCAGAAAGAUAAUGACAUUUCUGCUCAUGUUUUGUGCAAAUUCAUUGCUGCUGUGACAAUAUACUGUACUAAAAUCCAGGUUUUAUACCUGUUUAUCCUUGCCGUUUAAAUCAUUUUUCUCUCUGUGAAAUAUAAUUUUACCUAUGUAACCUAACAACACAUGACUAAUGAAAUGUAUCUACCAAUAUAUAAAAAUGUUUACCUAUCAAUAGAUAAACAAUACAGCAAAUAUGAAUUUUUAGGCAAAAUGUGAGUUGUAUGUAACUGGGCGUGAAUGAAUGCAUGAAUUUUCUACAACUUGGAAAACUUAACAGGUAUAGACAGGUUAGACAUAAACAUCAAACUGACUCAGGUCAGAUGCAAAGCACAACAUACUGUAAGGAGUGAUAGGGACAGUCGAGUCAGCAAUGUUUAAGGUGCUUUAACUAAAUUAUUUACUGACUAAUAUUACUGGAAAAAUAAAUCCCUUAUUCAAGUACUCAUCCAACUAUAGUAUUGUACUUAUUAUACAAUUCUGCCAUUAUAAUAAAUGAAAGAUCAGCAGUCUGUAGUAUUAUUUUGAAUGCAAUAAAUAACUUAUAAUAAGUAACUUAAAUAACUAAUAAUAAAAACUAAAAAUAAGUUUUAUUGAAUUCAGCCUUUCUCUGAACUUUGCCUCUUGAUCAUUUGGUGCACUUGAUUAACUAUUAUCGUUUGAUGAUUCACAAAAUUGAUAAUAGCAAGAGUGUCUUAUAUAAUGACUGAAAUCCAUCAUGGUCCAAGCUCAUCAAUGGUUCCAUCAGUCAAUAAAUACAUUCUGGGGGAGUUUCAGAAGUGGGGGAUACAAUGAAUUAGCUAGAUUUAGAGAGUCCUCAUGUAUUUUUCUCAAACUAUAAAAAAAAGUUGACAGUUCUAAUCUAACAAAAACUAAAUCUGUUAAGAUUAGACUAGAUUGGAAAUGUGCAAGUUGUAAUGUCUCCUAUGAUCCAAAGUCUGGUUGUGCGUUAGAAAUGUCACUAAACCACAAGUGUUUCAGAAUUUUUUUCUCAAAUUAAUUUCAGAUGUUUCAACCAAGGUGGCUCUUGUGAUUUAAACAAUGUACAUCACACUGGGCUUGGGAGCUGCAGUGGCUCAGUUUGUGUGUAUAAUAACAAUAAAUAAACAAUAUUGAAAAAUAAUGACAAACUAAAUUACUUUGGGAAACUACAUUUUAAAAAGUUUUUAAAUAUAAAGUACUUAACUGUCAUGUACAGUAUCAGUGUCAUUUUUACUGGGGGAAAAACAUCAGGCUCAGCCUAGAAAGAGGGCUGCAUCUCUUUAAUGUAGCUAAACAUAAUGUCAUAAGGUCAUAAUGUUAUGGCUGAUUGGUGUAUGGCUGGACCGUAUGAGGUUAAUGUGCUAAAUUGUGAACAAACAGAGAGUUAGUGAAAGUGUCUAUAAUGUGAAAUUCUGUAAUUUUCUGUAGUGGCACCAGUAAUAUUUGUUCUUAAAGUGUACUGAAGCGUUCCCAUCCAGGCUUUUCAAAAAACAAAAUAAAUGGAUCUCCGCUCCUA